UGUUUUCUGUUGCCACAUCACUUGGCUGUUUGGAUUUUACCCCGUCCUUAGAUUCCAUCUGCUCCAUUUUUGCUGAUGUGUGUACUGACUCCAGCGUGUUCCAAGAGAGCAACUGCUACUUUGCAAAUACAUUUAAGUGAAUUUCAGCAGCUGAUUUAAACCAGCCUGGGCUGACGACUUGAAACCUAGAAAAUGAAGCUAAAGGAGAUUGAGCGAACAGCUGUAGAGGCGUGGAGUCCUGCAAACAACCACCCCAUUUAUCUAGCAACAGGAACAUCUGCCCAGCAACUGGAUGCAUCCUUCAGUACAAAUGCCACCUUGGAAAUAUUUGAGGUUGACUUCAGAGAUCCCUCUCUGGACAUGAAGCAGAAAGGAACACUUCCUGCCUCAAACAGGUUUCAUAAGCUGAUCUGGGGUAACUUUGGAAACGGGUCCUCAGAGUCCUCUGGAGUGAUCAUUGGUGGAGGGGAUAAUGGUGUACUGACAAUGUACAGUGCACACCGGAUCUUGACCUCAAAGAGUGAUCCUGUAAUUGGGCAGACGGAGAAGCAUUCGGGGCCUGUUCGAGCACUUGACUUCAAUCCUUUCCAGAGCAACCUUUUGGCCUCUGGAGCCAAUGAUUCUGAAAUAUUCAUCUGGGACCUGAAUAACUUUAGUGUGCCUAUGACUCCAGGGACUAAAUCACAGCCUCAUGAAGACAUCAGUGUGGUGUCUUGGAAUCGGCAGGUGCAGCACAUUCUGUCCUCUGCUCACCCCAGUGGGAAGGCAGUGGUUUGGGACCUCAGGAAGAAUGAACCUAUCAUCAAAGUCAGUGACCACAGUAACAGAAUGCAUUGCUCAGGAAUGGCCUGGCACCCAGAAGUUGCAACCCAGCUAGUUCUUUCCUCUGAGGAUGACCGCUUGCCAGUGAUCCAAAUAUGGGACUUACGUUUUGCUACCUCACCUUUGAGCCAGCUGGAAGGACAUACUAGGGGAGUUCUGUCUGUCUCCUGGUGCCAGGCUGACCCUGAUCUGCUGUUGAGUAGCGCCAAAGACAACCGGAUCUUGUGCUGGAACCCGAGUACAGGGGAGGUGGUCUAUGAGUUGCCCAUUCGAAGUCAGUGGUGCUUUGAUGUCCAGUGGUGUCCUAGGAACCCAUCAGUCUUCUCUGCUGCCACUUUUGAUGGAUGGAUCAACAUUUACUCUGUUAUGGGUGGGAACUUAGAAGCUCAGCAGAAGACACAGGCUGACAAGAUCUCUUCCUCCUUCAACAACCUGGAUCCCUUUGGCACAGGACAGACCCUUCCUCCCUUGCAGGUGCCUGAGCAAGUAGCUCAAACCACCUUGAUUCCACCAUUAAAAAAGCCUCCCAAGUGGAUUCGCAGACCUGUGGGUGUUUCAUUUGCAUUUGGAGGAAAACUGAUUACCUUUGGUUUUACCAAAGCUCCUGGGCAGCAAAUACAGCAGACUUACUCACACCAAGUUUUUAUCAGUCAAGUUACUACUGAAACCGAAUUUCUGCUCCGGUCCAAAGAACUGCAGAUGGCUCUGCAGUCAGGAAACCUCCUUGAUUACUGUGAGAGCAAGAUCCAUACAGCCAAGUUGAAGUAUGAGGAGAACCUGUGGAAAUUCCUUAAGGUGAACCUGGAGCAGGAAUCUAGGACUAAACUCCUCAAGCUGCUGGGCUACAGUAAAGAGGACCUGCAAAAAAAGAUCACCUCAUGUCUGAGUAAUGGGAUCCCAGAUAAACAGCCCCUUCCUGAGGCAGAUGAUACAAACACUGCACAUCCAGAUCAGCUUUUAAUGAAUUCCAGUGAUGAUGUAGCUGCUCUUUCCUCCUCUUCAGCCUUUUUUGACAACCUUGUCCCACAGAAUAUGAGCACGUUGGAUAUUCCUGUCACAGAAGAUACCGAUGGACUGAUCAGCCAAGCUCUUUUGCUGGGGAAUUUUGAGGGUGCUGUGGAGCUGUGCAUGCGGGCAGAGCGAUUUGCUGAUGCCAUCAUCUUAGCUAUUGCUGGUGGGGAGAACCUCCUAAAAGAGACCCAGAAGCGCUACUUUGCCAAGCAGAAGACUAAACUCUCCCUGCUACUUUCCUCCAUUGUGCAGCAGAAGUGGCAAGAUAUUGUUUGCACAUGUGAUCUACAGAGCUGGAAGGAGGCACUGGCCAUCUUGUUAACAUACUCAAAGCAUGAGGACUAUGCUCAGCUCUGUGACAUGCUGGGCUCCCGCCUAGAAUUGGAAGGAGACGCAGCCCUAUCCAAUGAUGCCUGCCUCUGUUAUAUCUCGUCAGGCAAUGUGGAGAGGUUGGUGGAAUGCUGGGUAAAAAGCCAUGAGACUUCAUCACCCCUUGCCUUGCAGGAUCUCAUAGAGAAAGUGAUGGUGCUGAGCAGGUCCAUUGAGAUGCUCCGAGGCACAGCAGAAACAGUGCCAGGCCCUGUGUUGGCAGAACAAAUCACCCAGUAUGCCAGCCUUCUGGCAUCACAAGGAUGCUUGGCAGCUGCAAUGAAUUACCUUCCCAACAACUCUAAAGAGCUCCUGAUUGAACAGCUCCGAGACCGGCUCUUCCACGCUCAAGGAGAGAAUGUGGGAAAUCAGCCACCACCACCAUUCCCCUACGCUCGUGUCAAUGUAGGUGUCAUGAAGCACACAUCUCCAGCAGCCCAGAGGGGCUCCACCCCUGAAGGAGCAGCACACAAAACAGAUCACAGACAUCCAGAGAAGCCCAAUUAUCAGCCAUCAUUUGCCCCUUCAGCACCCUCUCAGCCUUCAGUGCCUUCCUUCUUCCCACCUCAGCCAGUGCCAGCAAUGUCUGCAGCACCUCACCAUAAUGUCCCUCCCCAGACCAGCACUAGUCCACAAACAAGUGUCUAUUCCAGAGGACCGCCAUACCCACAGUACAACAUGGGCAUGGUUCCAGCAACAGCUUCAGGGCCAGCUCUGUCACAGUCUCAGCCAUUCAGCCCAGUAGCCAGACCUGUUGGUCCUGCUCCCUUCCCCAGCCAGCCACCUCUGUCAGGACAGUCCAUGCCCAUGGCAUCUCCUGGUGUUCUACCAUCUGGACCUGCUCUGCUCACUCCAGCCUCAAUCCCAUCAUCUCAGCUUCCUGCAGCCUGUCCUCUCCCAGUGGCAAGCCAGUCUCCUCUAGGUUUUACGUCAGCACCGUUCAGCAGCCCUAUGAACUUGGGGUACCCUCAGGGAGGUCCUGGAGCUCCAUCUGCUAAGCCUCUGCCAGCAGCCAGCCUUCCUCCUCCUCCCAUAGGUUUCUUCCCUUGGCUAGAUCCCCACGUGGAUCAUGCAGGUAGUACACAGAGAAGCUUCCAGACCUGUCGGGGAGGCAGUGUUGCUGCUUGCAGUGAAACGUGGGCUCAGGACUCAUGGACUGAUCCCUCUGCUGCAAGAGGAGGCCUUCAGAAGAAAAAGCUGCCUGAGAAAUUUGCUCCUCUAGCUCCUAUCACAGCUCCAGUAAUGAACCUGCCCACUGAGCCCCAGGGGAUCCAUCCUCAGCUCUCCAGGUUGCAAGAAUCUGGCCAGUCACCCCCAGGAGCUCCCAAGGAAGGCAGCCUGCAGUAUCACCAGCUACCUGCAGAGAAAGUUGAGAAGAAGGAGCUGCCUCCUGAACACCAGGGUCUGAAGACCACACUUGAAGGGUUGGUGCAACGCUGCUCUGCUGUUGCCACUGAUCCAAAAACCCGAAGGAAGCUAGAGGAUGCACUGCAGCGGCUGGAGACCUUGUAUGACAAACUCCGUGAGCAGGCGCUCUCUCCAGCUAUCCUCAUGGGUCUCCAUGAAAUUGCCCGCUGCAUUGAAGCUAGAAACUACCAACAGGGUCUCAUGGUUCACACCCAAGUGGUGAGCAGCAGCAGUUUCAGUGAAGUGUCCGGUUUCAUGCCUGUCCUGAAAGUUCUAAUGACCAUUGCUGGCAAGCUGAAUGUGUAACAUGUGGAACAGCUGGUACAGUGCACAUACUGAGCUGGUGGACUCCCUCACCUGUUGUUGUGCUGCAGGUUGUGGACUCUUCUUCUGACUCUGGAGAAAUAAGUCUGUGCCUGGAACUGUGCUGGACCAGCAUGCCUGGCCCUAUCUACUCUCCAGACAACUAGGAGUCUGGAUAUCCUGGAGACUGCUCUCUGUCUCUCUCCCUCCUUUUCUCCUUCUCUAUCCCCCCACAUUCCCCUCAAAUCCACUUCCCAGCCCAGGGCUCUCAGUUUCAGGUGUCCAGGUAGCACAGAGAUCCCCAAGGACUGUUCUCUGUUAGGCUCCUUUUCCCUGUUCCCCUAACACAAAGGGGAAACCCCUUCCAGUCUGAUACUGCUUUUGUAUAGGAGACAAAUAGCUGACACCUCGGGCUCUACUCCCUGCUGUGCCUCAGUGACAGCUGCCUCUUUUGGGACCUAAGCUGGGGUGCCUCUGCUCCAUUGGGCUGCAGUCAGGAUCUCUCCUCUGAUUCCUCCUUUAUCUUCAUUCUAAUUUUCAUCUCAUCUCUUGCUCCUCUGCUCCCAUACAUGCUUACAACUAAGGUUACCUGCCAGCCUACUCUGGGCUGACUUUGAUUCUCUCCUUCUUCACCCAGCUCUCCUUUCAUAGAAAGUAAACAGAAGACAGCUAUCCCCUGCAUCCUCCAGUAUCCUUUUUCCCUCCCAUAAGCUGAAGGCUUGAGCCUUUGUUUUAGGCCAAGGCUUAUUUCUCUCCCUUCUAGUUCAUGGAAUUCUCCCAUUCAGGAAUAAUGGCAGAUUGGGAUGCUCUGUAUACUCCUCCCUAGAGCCAGCAGCCUUGUGUUAGGGCUAAAAGCUGCACUGGCUGGCUGGCCUUUUUUUUUAGGACAGUGGGCUUAUUGCCAGCUGAUGUCUAAAGGCUUUCUACCUUGGGAUUUCCAGGCAGUCUAAUGGCUUUAGAAGCAACAGGGAUUGUACAGGUCCCUUAAAGACCAGCCCAGGCUUGAGCAGAAGGAGAAGCCUCCUGACACGAUAGUAGAAAUGUGCUGCAGUCGAUGGCAUUGUCAGGUGCCAGGGACAUGGCUGUACUGAUGCUUUCCAUUACUGUGGUGUUUCCUCGGGGGUAAAAUAAGUGAAUGAAGCAUGCCUGUCCUAUGGAAGAAGUCUGGGAAAGCAGAUGGGAUUUUAGAGCACUUCCAUGUGCAUCAUUUCUUCUGUUCCUCCCUCCUUGCCCUCUUCUCUUUCACACUAACCAGGCAGUGCAGUCCAUGGACCCCAGCUGGGAGCGAGGCUUCUCAGUGUUUGGCUGCAGCCAGCCCCUGCUUCCUCUGCUUGCUGCUUGAGUGAUAAUGCCAUCGUGGGUCUGUGGUUCAGUGACAUACACAAUUCAGCCUGCUCUACUAUGAGACUUAGGAGGGAGGGGGAUCAGAAAAGGGAGGGAGAGGGUACAUCUCAUUCUCUCUUUUCCAGGUCAAAGUGCCUCCUUGUUGCUGCUUUGUUCUGUUUCUAUUACUGCAGUUUGAUACACUGAGAGAUUACAGAACAGUGAAAUAAAAGCUGCGUUUUGUGA
Messenger RNA from Coturnix japonica (Japanese quail), 5481 nucleotides. The record is from RefSeq and is a predicted model, not a curated record. NCBI's taxonomy places the organism in Eukaryota, Metazoa, Chordata, Aves, Galliformes, Phasianidae.